Stylonychia lemnae is the source of this 1053-nucleotide messenger RNA. NCBI's taxonomy places the organism in Eukaryota, Ciliophora, Spirotrichea, Sporadotrichida, Oxytrichidae. The record is from the annotation of a GenBank genome assembly.
AUGAAUUUUAAUUAAAACGACAAUAAUGGAUCUCUUUAUCAUAAUGACUUCUUUAAAAACAGUAAUCCAUUCGAUUCAAAAGAAACGGUUGUUGAAAAUGAAAUCUAAAACAAAGAAUAUUUCAAUUAGCAGUUGCCAUCAACAUCAACUAGCACUAUGAUAAGUUGUCAAUAUGAAAUUUUCAAUUUCUCAGUCGAUGAUUUUCUAACAUUUAACUAAAUCAAUUGCUAUAAUCAUCAGGAUUCCCUCUUAAGCCCUACAAACAAAAAUUCUUUUUAUUCUAAUCAAAUUUCGCUUUACUCAGAGGAUUUAGACUUUAAUAAACAUUUUGAGGAAACAAAGCAAAAAGAGAUAUAAUCUUAAUAAAAUUAAUAUCAAGAAUACGAGAGCAACUUUAGAAUAUAAUCCCAACAUAUCCAAAAUGAACAAAUUUUAUCAGUUUCUUAUCAAAGGUCACUUGAUUCUUAGUAAGACUAUUGCAGUCUAGCUCAGAACCAAGGCGAUACUGAGACCGAAGAAAAUGAUGAUAAUGAUCAUUAACCCAUUACUUAAAGUAAGGGAAAAAAGAGAGGCCCUCCUUUCAAGGAUAUUAAUAUUGAAAUUGAAAAUAUUGAUCAGCUACCAGAUAAAAAAUCACACUGCAUUAAAAAUGUCAGGUGCAUUGCUAGAUUCUUCAGGCAACAUUUAAGUAUUAGAAAAGUCUAGUUGAAAGAAGAAUUUGCCAGAAAAAUUAGAAUUCAUUUCAAAAAUGAAUCCCCAGCAUUAAUAAUAAAAACCAUAGAAAAUGAUCUGAAGUAUUGCAAGAGUCCUGUUGAGGAGAAUAAAAUAUUUAAUCGACCCUUCAAAAAGGACCGAGUCAUUGUAACAAAUGACAACAUCAGCAUUUUAGGAAGACUUUGCUAUAGAUACAAAUUCGCUUCCGAGAUAAAGUUCUUCCAGAAUCCUAUUUAUAAAUUCUUAUUCAUAGAUAGCAUGAAAUCCAUCAGGAAAGAGUUCAAAGGUCAGGUUGAUAUUUUGAAAACAUUAGAGAGUAUAAUAAAACUUCACUUUUGA